AUUUUUAUUGCUCUUGAGUGUAUUUCAAUAAUGUAGGUACAGUAUGAACGAGGAAUAGUUCUUUAUACUAGUUUGUUUAGAAUAUAGUAUCACUGACAAGUGUGUGCAAACACGCUAACUCACAAAUUUUCUUGAUCUUUAUGUGUCAGCAUCAGCCUUUUAAUGUCCCCACUGCUGGGGCACAGACCUUACCACAGCCCAGAGUUUCCCUAUGGAUGGUAUAGAAAGAUUGGACUUUUACCCACAACCGGGCCCAGUGCGGAUUGGUGGGUGCUAACGACUGCAGUUGCAGCCGGGACCAACGGCUUAGCGUGCUUUCCAAAGCACGGAGGAACUCUAGUAAGUAUGAAUAAUUUUGGUCACCCAUCUAAUAAUCGACCACUGCGAAAGUUGCUUAAUUUCCACGAUCCAUGCUAUAAGCUAGCUUCACACUAUAAAUAACUUAGACCGAUAAACAUAAUAGACAAUUUUAAAGCAGCGCCAUCUAUGAGAUUUAAAAAUAUAAUAAUAGUUGUUUUUAAAAGUCAUAGAUGUACUAAAAAUGUAUCUUUAGAAAUAAACCCCCUUUUGGGGUGAAAAAGUAUGUGCAGAUAACUUACUCCACGCAUACGAAGUCGCAGGCGGCCGCUAGUUACAUAAAUAUAUGCUCAUCAAAAAAAUAACAUGUUAUACGGUUAUGAAUGAACUGUUGAACGGAUUUUACUAUUGCAAUUUAUUUAUACUAUACUACUAUAAACACUAUAGAAAAUAUAUUAUAUUACUUGUAUACAUAAGAAUUAAUGAAAAACGUAUCGUUUGACAAAUGAAAAUUUGAGAACCGUUAAUCGUGUUCAAUGUUGGAUAAAAAACAGAUGCAAUACAUAUAGCGACAUACUUAAUAAGCUCGGAAGGUCUUUUAAAGAUUUUAAUAUUUUUUGGACUUUCAAGCUAAUGAUAUAGAAUUGAAAAUUAGAAGGUUGCUUCACUCAAAGAAAAUUAUUGUCUCAUCAAUGAAGUAAAUGCUUGGGCACAUUUCUAGAACGAGACACACCUCCAAUUCAGCUUUGCUCUUCGGAACGAUUUUGGGGGUCGCAUAAGCAUUCCAGUUAGUAUAUAAGUUCCUUGGUGUCGGACUAUUUAAUCGUCUUCUAAAACAGAUUAAAAAACUGGAAACUUGAGUGCAUUUUAGAAUGCGUUUUGUUAUUUUAUGAACUGAAACUAACAUUUUCCGACUCAUCUUUUGCCUAAACUAUGGUAAUAUGAUAGAAAUAUCGUAAUACUUAUGUAAUGUUUGAUGGGUUUGAAUCAUCUGAGAACGCUUUCGAAACUAGAAUAGUUUUAUAAAUCCUAUGGUAUAAAGACUGAACGUUUUUUUGCGGUAGUGUGCGCUUUUUUUUUAACUUUGCGCGACUAUUCUGCCUUACGGUUUUUUGCAGCAGGUCACCACUGCUUUUUAUUUUAAGUCUAGCAACACUAUGUAAUGUAAAUCGUAAAAAGAAAAUGGCGUCCGAGUCAAGCGUCUCGAACUCCAUGUAUUGUUUUACGAUUUUGCCGUCGUUACUUUUGUUAAAAUGCAAUAUUUGUGUGAACUGCGAUUUAUUAAAGUGAAUCAUAAAAGGAAUUUUACAAGAGUGCUAAUUGUACUUUCUAAAUUAUGUAAGAAGAAAGACGCAAAUCUUGGUUCUCUUCAUCAAUGAUUUCAGCAGCAAUACAAAUGAAUAAAAAUGGGAGACUCGUAUUUGUUGUUCUUUCUUGUGAUUGUUAUAGUAAGAGCAUCUAUCGAUAAUGAAAGCUUUGAAUGCCCUCAAAAAUGCGUUUGUUUGCAGAAAUACGUUGAUUGUUCAAGAAAGAAUCUCGUAUCUGUGCCAAAAAUUCCUCAGUGGGUGGAACAAUUAGAUCUCAGUAACAAUCGAUUGAGAGAAAAUGUUACUGGUGGUUUCAGUAAAUUAACUAAUUUAAAGAAACUGAAGCUGGACAAAAAUGUGUUAAACAAUAUACCAAUUAUUCUAAAACUCAAACAAAUACAGGAACUGAGCCUUUAUAGAAAUAGUAUUAGCUCGAUAAAAGCGGGAUGUUUUCCAGCAAACAGUUCGAUCAAAGCUCUGAAUUUGAACAGCAAUCACAUUAAAAUAAUAGAAGAUGGAGCUCUGAAUAACUUGUCCAACUUAGAAGUUUUAAAAUUGAAUAGAAAUGAAAUUGAAUCCCUGCCCAAUCAUUUAUUUAUAAAUCAAUCUAAUCUAAAGACAUUGGAACUUAAUCAUAACAAAUUACAUAUUAUCUAUGGCCUGCUAUUUCAAGGAUUAUCGAAUUUGACCACAUUGAAACUUAAAUACAAUAAUAUAGAUGAUAUUAUGGAUGGUGCCUUUUUUGGAUUUAAGUCUGUUAAUUUACUACAGUUGGAUCAUAAUAGAAUAAGAAGUAUUUCCAAAGGGUGGAUGUAUGGACUUGAAUCUUUAACAACUUUAUCAAUGUCAAAUAAUUUGAUCAAAGAAAUAGAUCCUGGCAGUUGGGAGCUAUGUGCAAAUUUGAAAUUGUUAAAUUUAUCGCACAACUAUUUAAUGGAAAUAGAAGGCCGUGCAUUUCAGCAUUUGAAAAACUUGGAAAUCCUUAAUUUGAGCUAUAAUAACAUUUCUUCAAUUUCUCAAGAAGCAUUUAGUCAUAUGACACAACUAAAAUCAUUGCUUUUGAAUAAUAACAAAAUAUCUUGGACUGUAGAAGAUAUGUCAGGACCAUUUUCUAAAUUGCAUAACUUAAUGGUAUUUAGUUUAGCAGCCAAUCACAUUAAAUCUAUAAACUCAAGAGCUUUUGAAGGUUUAUCUAAUCUCAUAGAAUUGGAUCUGACGGGCAACAACAUUACUUCAAUUCAGCAACAUGCAUUUGGUUCAGUGUCUAAGUUGAAGAAACUGCAUAUGAACUCAUCGUCAUUAUUAUGUGAUUGUAAUAUCAUUUGGAUUGUAAAAUGGAUAAAAGACAAAAUUGAACAUAAAUAUAUUACUGCUACCUGUGCUUACCCAGCUGAAGUAAGGGGCCAAUCAAUAACAAAACUUAGAGAAGAAAAUUGUGGUGAUUCGCCUAAACCUAAGGUUGUGGAACAUCCUAAAACUCAUCUUGCCAUAAAAGGUAGACCUGCAAAUUUAAUUUGUUCUGCAACAUCUAAUCCCUUCAGUAAUAUGACCUUUCUGUGGAGGAAAAAUAAUGGAAACAUCAGUAAUCCCACAGUAUAUGAGAAUGUGUCAUUAGCAACUAGUGGUCCAUCUCGAGCUACAUCUGUCUUAGUCAUACCUAAUGUUACUCAUGCUGAUUCAGGAAAAUACCAGUGUAUAGUGAGCAACAACUUUGGCACCACCUAUUCAUCUAAAGCUAAAGUAAAUAUUGUCACCUUCCCUAAAUUUAUUAAAACACCUACUAAUGUGACAGUAAAGACAGGAGAGACUGUAACUUUGAACUGUGCAGCUACAGGGGAUCCAACACCUGAAAUUUCUUGGAAGAAAGACGGGGGCAAUGACUUCCCAGCAGCUAGAGAAAGAAGAAUGAAUGUGAUGCCAGCUGAUCAUCUUUUCUUUAUUGUAAAUGCUAAGACAACUGACAUGGGUAUUUACAGUUGUGCUGCUAAAAAUCCUGCAGGGACAAUAAUAGCAAAUGCUACAUUAACAGUAUUGCAGGAACCAUCAUUUGUGAGGGUGAUGGAAAAUAAAGAAGUGAUUACUGGAGAUUCUGUUGUUUUACAGUGUAUGAUAUCAGGUUCCCCUAAGCCAGUAAUAAAGUGGUUAAAAGAUGGUACUCCAAUAAGCCACACGGAAAGGCACUUCUUAACAGCUGAAGAUCAGUUGUUGGUCAUAAUCGGUGCAGAAGCCAGUGAUGCAGGUCGUUAUGAAUGUGAGAUUACAAAUGACUUGGGGACAAAGAAAGAUAUGACCGAACUACAGGUCUUGCCCCCUGUAGCAAUUUUGGUAAAUGAAGAAGAUAUGACUGGUAUAAUUAUAAUAACAGUAGUUUGUUGUGCUGUUGGGACUUCCAUAAUUUGGGUAGUGAUAAUAUAUCAUACUCGUAGGCGUAUGGCUGGUACUGUGCGUAACUAUCCCACCGAAAGUAUGAAAAUGACACAAGUGAUACAUAGUGAUAGUGAGUCGCCUCAAAUGUUCCCAGACAAUAUAUCAGAACAUUCAUCUUGCAAAGAUAGUGGAACUGGUGAUUCUGCUAAGCAGAAUAGUUUUGAUGGUGUACCUGUAGAGAGAAAUGAUCAGGUUCAUUUUGAAACUGCUGUGUGUCGCAGUUAUUCUCCUGUGCCAGAAGCACAUAAACUGCUACCUUCUUCAUUUAAACCGUCUAUUCAAGUUUGUGUAAAUACCUCUGUAACCCCAGCUACUUACAGUUUUUCUAGUCACAGCGAUAAUGUUUAGAAUGAAAACUAAAUAUAUGAUUAUUCUAGAGUAAUUUAUUUAUAAUUACAUUACUGUGCAUUUUCACUUAAUACAUCUGUAACAUAUUUUUAUUUAUUUGUGAAUAGAUGGUCUAAUGAAGGCAGGCUAACUAGGCAGGUUCUGGUACUGUUUCAAUGUGCCUAGGCAUUUUAAAAACUUUUAUUUUAAUAUUUUAUACCAAUGUAUUUAGUGAAAAAGCAUUGUUAUUAGGCAUCUAUGAACUUGUUUGCUCUAGUACAAAGUGUAACUAACUUGCCAGUAUUGGUUUUGAUAUAAAAGACUGAAUGUCAUUUAAGUAUAAUAUUGUUAAUUUUCAUAGAAAUAAAUAUUUAAUUAAAUAGCAGGCAAACCUAUGCAAUAGGAGAUAAUUUGUAAAUACAAUUUUAAGUUAUAUCUCUUGAUACAUAUUUCAAAAACAGCUGUAUUUAGUAAACAUGUAUUUGUUAUUUUUUUUUGCAUGAAGGUCUAAUUUUGCUACUAUUUAUGUUAUCUACUCUGUGCACCCAAGUUAUUAUAAAGUUAACAAUCUUUAUUAUUUUCCUAAAAGCUUGGAUAGUAAUAUUUAAAAAUUCACAUAAUUAAUUAUAUAUAUUUGUUCUUUAUCAUUAACAUUGUAGUACAUAUUUUUAGGUAAUCAAGUAAAGAGAACAAGAUGUAAAACAUUGUUUAUUGCCUGCCAUCAAUCUAAAAGUGACUUUGUGUACUACAAUUUUAUUUAUGAAAGGUUUUAUUUAACAAAGUAACAGUUGUCAUAGUCCACACACAAAGGAACACAGAAACCAUCCAAAAUAUGGAGAAAUGUAAAUUUUGUAGUUUUAAAAUUAAAAUAAGAUUCUAAGAUAGAUUAAAGGUAUAGAUAACUAGAUUACCUAUCAAAAACAUUUAUACUCAAUAUCUUUGCUGAGCCAUUCACAAACUCUUCAUAAUCAUUACACGCUUGGCCAGUGCACAUUGGGUGACGGCAGGGUAGGAUUUGAUUUAACAUAUAGAUGAAAAAGAUCAGACCUUUACUUAAUGUUGAAAGAUAUUAUGUAUUGGGUCUUUAAUAUUGUUGAUCAGUAUAUUUAAAAUACCCUGCUGCUCGUGACAGUCCGCCGUUUUGUGUGGGCCUAAUUUUGUCAUUUAUAAAAACAACUUGACAUUUUACAAAAAUAUUAUCAGGCUCUCUUAAAAUUGUUUUGUGACCAAUGUUAUAAAAUUAUAUUCAACGCUGUUCAAAAUACACUAAGUACGUCAAAAAAAUGGCAUCGCUUGAAAAAUCCACUUCAAAGUAAUAAUUUUUACUUGAAAGUUACGAACAGGAACCGCCACUGUAUUCUUCCGUCUUCCGGAUGCAAGCUUGGCCAAAACGUUCCCCAGCCUUCUAUAUAGAUACUCUUCGUAAAAAAGGCACACUUUGUCUCAUCUGAAAGGAGAACAGCAGUCCAUUGAUAAAGAGUAAAUUUUGAACCUGUAGCAGCUCUACGAGCUUUUCUCCUCCAGUCUUCGUCUAAUUGUAGAAGCGGUCACGGUUGUUCUGUGAGCUACCUAGAGCUGCUAGUGCAAGUUAACAGCAUUAUAGAGAACCGAUUUCCCAGACGUCGAUACAAUGUAUUGGUCGUCUCUUGUCAAGGUGCAGCGACGUCUUGACGACGACAUCGGUGCAGGUCUGCUGGAACCACUGGAAUACUCUUCGAACCAAAAUACGGUUCAGUUCAGUUGCCAAGCAACAUCACACUGCCACAUCUCCGAUUGCAGUAGUGCAAUAACUUGGGCAGCUUCAUCAGAAGUGGCUUACAUCUUCAAUGUGGUUUUUCUUGUGAACGAUCAUCAGGUUGACGGUUCGAUACCCAAUUAUACAUGUACCUUUUUAUACUCACAAUAGGUAGCGCACUAGGAACUCUUUUGGAAGCAUACAUUUUUAUUCCUCUUUAAAUCAUAUUUGGUGGUAGUGGUAAGUUUAUCUGUUAAUAAAAUAAACCUAAUAUUUAUUGAAAUUCUUUAAUAGGAUUUCAAAUGAUACCACUAAUAUUACGCUUGGGAGUGAUUUACGCGGAGGUGUGAUUUUUUGACGCCGAGUUGGGAAAUAGGUUUUACUCACGAAGUUUUCAAAUGUUACUUACCAUGUUAAUAUAUUCUUUAAGAAUACGACACUGAAUGUGUGAGUUGUAGUAGCAUUGAGGCCUUAAAGUAAUGGCCUACCAUGAACCCUUAACGUGAUUCAAAAUAUUAAUAUUGCAGUGAACCUAAAAAAGCAAGCUUAAUGGCACUUUAUGCUAGCACUUUACUUGAUUGUAAAUGUGAUAGCAGUUGAUUGCAGUUAUUGAAUAGUAUUAAUCCUUAUCAUGCUCUAAGGAAUGAGAAGGACAGAAAUCUGUCAAAUUUACAAAAUAAAAACGAAAAGCCACUUGAAGUGCCAGCAUCAAGUACAGUAACCAGCCGCCCCAUUAAGGGUUGUGGUACGGCUCCAGAAAUGCAUUUUAUGAGUACGUAUAAGUACAGUCAGCUUUAUAAAAAUAUGAGGUAAUAAGGUGGUCAAAUACAUGUUAAAUGCAAAGGUUCAAUUAUAUCUUUGCAUUUAAAGUCAUCUAAAUAUUGUGGAGAUGUGCCCAAUUGAGUAGGUUAACGUUUGAACGUGCAACUAACUUGCACGAAAUGAAAACAUAAGAACCAUAAUACUUCAGAUUAGCGUUUACUUUCUUUAUUACCAAGAUAUUUUUGUGUGCUUAGAUAACCAUUGAACAGUUAUUCGCGAAUAUAUAAUUUGAUUUUCUUUUACACAUAAAAUAAAUAUGAAUUAUGUUGCCUCGAUAAUAUUGACCACUCUGGCCUGCUACAACAAUAUGAUUAUGUAGCAGCGCAUAUAAAAUUGAAUUUAUGUAUCUUCGAUAAUUUUGAUCAGUCUUCACACUUCGAUUUUUAUGAAGCUGACCAUUUGGAGUAGGGAUAUAGAUUUAUUAUUAUACUAGACUGUCUAUAUUCCAAUAGUCAAUAUGCAAGUGCACUAUCUGUUAACUAGCGUUUUAAGUAUAUUAACAUGUAAUUGGAAAAAGUGAGCUUCGAUUUUUCAAAGACAUAACCUACCUUUGUUUGUACCUAUUUGUAAGAACAUUUAACAGAAGUUGUCCUAUGUAACUUUUAUAAGAUACCUACUGUUGAAUCAUUAAAUCUACUGUCUUUUUUUAAGUUGAGAAGGAAACCCAAUAGUGUAACUCAAAAGACUUUUCCUUAAUAAUGUAUUACUUUGCACUUAUUCUUGUAAACAGCACAAAUACAACACAAAAUAGGACCGUAUUAAUUUAUAUUAUAAUUUAAAUUAAAUUUCACAUUUCUUUUUAGCAGCUGUCUUAGAGUGUGAUUCGAUUACUACCUAAAGUGUAUUAACUUUUAUAAAUAGUAGCUUUAAGAUAACCAAUUGCCAGAUUCCUAAAUAUCUAACCCACAAAUUUAACAAUAAUACUUUAGCCAAAUUGAAUAUCUACACCAUUCUAUGAAAAUCACCUCUGUUCCCAGUAGUCACGCCAAGUAGUUUUCUUUAGUACGUACCUACUCACAAAUAAUUUUUUUUUCCAAAAGGUUUAGCGGUAGUAUAUGAGACUUUCCACUGUUCGCAAAAUUUACCGAUCGACAAUGCAUAGUUUACUUACAUCAUGCGUUUUAUUAUUAAUUAAUUAGUAAUUAAGUACAUUCAAUUAUGCGAUGUAGAGCUCAGCACCGUAUUACUCCUCCAUUACCAUAAGUCUCAUUACCGAUGAUCGUGCAAUAGUAAAACUUCAUACCGGUGUCUUUUUAAAUUUAGCUAUUCCCAUUUUACUUUCUGUUCUUACUCCGUUGGAAGAAAAAUUUAAGCAGUAGGUACCUGCUACUGUUAAAAAAAGUUUAAAACUACUCGGGAAUACUACUGGGAGCAAGGAAUAUAAUAUAAAGCUUUUCACAAAGUUAUAGCAAUUACCCUACAACUACGACCAAUAUGUCUUGUAUUUAUUUUUUAAUAUACAAAAGGGUUUGCAAAGCGUUAGCUAUAUCUACUAAUAUUUACGAUUUGACAUUGUUUACAUAAUGUAUAUAGUGUUAAGAUAAGUAUUUAUACUUACUUUUUAGAAUAAAUUUAUCCAAACAAUAUUCACUGUUUUAAUUUUUAAACCAGACAAAUAUUGUGUUAAUGUUGAUGUGUUAAACUUAUUACACAAAACCUUGUAUUUUCCUUCGAAGUAUUAUGAACUACAAUUUUAAAUAAAUAAUAUUCUUUCUUAGUAAUAUAAUAUGGUAAUUGAGGAGUUUCAUCUGAGAGCCCACAUUCAGAGAGUUGUAGCGUUCGACUAACAGUUAUAAAUUUAUCCUUCUGGCUAUAAUUUUUUAAAGGUCCUGCCAAAUGUUUAUGUACCCUACGUUUUCCACAGUGACCUCUCGGAGGACACUAAAUUAAUAAAAUCAGUGUAUUCAAACUUGCUAAACAUUAAUGCCUAUUCUAAUUUUACUACAGGUGCCCUGCGGGCUCACCCGCAUUAAUUUGAGGAAAAAGGUUAUAGCUGUUGGUCUCCCAAUGACUUUCUAUAUAAAAUACAAGUGCCCUGCCCUUGCUUCUCUUCGGUGUAGACGAAAAGAACCGUCCAAUAGAUAUAUCACUUAAUAGAAUAGAUUACGAUACGGUCCCGGUUUCAUAGCUUGUUUAGCUACGUUUGAAUACACGUUAGACAGAAGAGUAAGACAGUUUGAUCACAAGAAAAAUUAUUCCUUUUGAAAAAUCUAGUUUGUCACGAAGAAAAUCCCGAAAAUUUCCCUAUGUUCUGCCUUUCUUAUUAGGUACUGUAUCUUUAAUAUUAUUUCAGCCUGGAUACGGUCAACCAGGAUAU
Messenger RNA from Chilo suppressalis (striped riceborer), 9232 nucleotides. The record is from the annotation of a GenBank genome assembly. Lineage: Eukaryota; Metazoa; Arthropoda; Insecta; Lepidoptera; Crambidae.